GGUUAUGUACAAAACUUGGUGAAAAAAACAGGUUAUGUUAUGUUUUUAAAAUUAAAUCUUGGGUUAUUUAAAUUAAUGCAUAUAUAAACGAAUAUGCAAAAAUGGCUCCUAUAAAUACAGAGAAAACUAAGAAACAGAAGUGGAGCGACAUAAACAAAAUAAAAAAAGAAGAGAAAAAGAAAUGGAAAGAACAAAAUAUGAUGAGAAAAUUAAACAAAAAAAAAUUAAAUGUGGACAAAACUGUGCCUGAAGAGACAUUAGAAACUCCCAAAAUUGAUAAGAUAUCCACUUUUAUAUCAACAUUGUCAAUAGCCGUUCCUGGAUCCAUAUUGGAAAAUGCACAGUCUCAUGAACUGCGUACCUAUCUGGCAGGUCAGAUAGCAAGGGCAGCUUGUAUCUUUCAAGUCGACGAAAUAGUAGUAUUUGAUGAUUAUGGUGACGAAGCGAACUCAAAGAAAUCUACGAUUGAAGAUAACGGUGGUUUAAUAACAGCCAGGCACUCCUGUGUACAACUAGGUAGAAUUCUUCAAUACUUAGAAUGCCCUCAGUACUUGAGGAAAAGUUUCUUUCCAAUACAUAACGACUUAAAGUACUGUGGUAUUCUAAAUCCUCUAAAUGCACCUCAUCAUAUGGGGCCCAAUGAUCAGUUUGCUUAUAGAGAGGGUGUGGUUCUGAAUAAACCAGUGAAAAGUGGAAGAGGUUCUUGCGUAAAUGUGGGACUCUUAAAAGACGUUCAUGUGGACAAAUCAUUAACACCCGGUUUAAGAUGUACAGUACAAUUAUUGCCGCAACAAGACAAUUCAAAGAAACUAAAAGGAAUUGUUGUUUCUCCAGCCACACCACGAAAAGAAACUGGCAUAUACUGGGGCUACUCUGUCCGAAUUGCAAAUUCUUUAUCAAAAGUAUUUUCGCAAUGCCCUUACGACGGAUAUGAUUUGAUAAUCGGAACAUCAGAUAAAGGUACAUCUGUGGACGAGUUUAAUUGUCCCAAAUACAAACACCUCCUAAUUAUGUUCGGAGGACUGCAGGGUCUAGAAGCAGCCAUAGAAAAUGACCCCGUGCUCCAAGUCGAUGACCCUCAGUUACUGUUUGAUCAAUACCUUAAUACUUUACCGAAUCAAGGUUCUAAAACACUCAGGACAGAGGAGGCCAUACUAGUGAGUUUAGCUGCUCUAAGGUCGAAACUUAAUCCUGAGGGAAAAUGCGCUGAAUUUAAAGGUUUCAGUGAAGACGUUAGUGAAACUGUGCCAAUUGAUAGUGGGGACAAACAGGUUGAUAGUGGUGACGAUAUGAGUAGAUUUGACUAAAGAUAUUCUGAUUUUAAGUAUACAGGGUGUAACUAAAAUCUUUGGCUAAUUUUUAAUGUUGAUUCUAUAACGGAAAGAAGAAAACAGUUGUAGUGAUUUUAUUUAAGUUAAAGUAAAUGCUGUAGUCAGCUCUCGCUCUCACACUUAGCUACAAAAAAAAGUCAUGUUUUCAUUAACAUUUGUUCAAACGAUUAGAAGAACUUUUUCUAAAAUCGACAGUUCUCUGUGGAAGAGAUGCCUAAAGUAUAUCCAAUGUCAGCGGGAACAUCAAAACAAAUUUCGUUCUUUGGUUUGUUUCCUAGCAUAACGGGUCAUUAUUUUGCAUUAGGCACCAGCGAGAAAACUUUAUUUGAACAUUUUCAAAUUUGAAUUUACCUAAACCUUGACCCAAACUUUGAAUUAACCGAUAAACCCUUAUAGCUGAUUUUGUAGACUCACGAGUCAAGCUAAAGAUCCUUGGUUGAAAAGCAUAUUUCUGUGAAAAAAUAUUACUUUUCGUAUUUUAUUUCUACACAAUAUAAAUAUUACGACAUUAAUAUGUACAGGUGAACUUUCAGUUUGCAGAGUCCAAGCUUGAUUUUUAUAUACAAGUUUUUAAAAUCAACGGGUCCAUCGAAUAUUUCUUGUAUUUAGAUUUACAGGAUGUUUCGAAAAGGUGUUGCCAAACUUGAGGGGGAUAUAGAGGACAUUGUGGUAGAAAAUUUUUGAAUAUAAACCCCUAGUCGGAAAUAAGCCGUUUUGGCCCUAGAACAAUUUUAUGUUAUCUCAUUAACACCAAGAAAACUUUUGAUAUUUAAGUAAUUUUUAUUAAGAAUAACGCAAAAAAUUAUUUGAAACAAAACACGUUUAUCUUUUCUGAUAAAUGUUUACCAACUGCAUGUCCUACAUAUGAUGUUAAAAAUAGAUUUUAUCCACAACUGUGUGAUAAAAGCACUUUUGCGUGCAUCUAAUCUAGCCAUGCAAUGUCAUCUGUGUCACGCUGUGAGGAAUAGUGAAACAAUUGAACAGAGCUGUCACGUAUUAAAUGAUCGGACUAUCGGACCCAAAUUUGUUUUGUUUGUAACGAAAUUUUGCUUCUAAGUUGUUGAAAUGGAUCAGUCGAAGAGUAUGCAGAUAUGCCUCUUUUUUAUGGCGAAGCAAGUUGCAACGCUAGAGAACCUGAGCACUAUCUGAAUCACCAACAUCAUUAUCGAACAACUUUUUCAUCAAUCUAUCGUCAUUUAAAAAAAAAGCAAUUUUAAACCAGAUGUAGAAGUUGACAUCCACAAAUUGCACGGACAGUGGUCAUUGAGGAAGAGGUUUUGCAUCGAACUAAAGAACAACCUACCACAGGCCGUUUUGAACAAUUAUUAUAAAUUUAUAAUUUUUGCGUUGUCUUCAAUAAAAAUUACUUAAAUAUGGAAGCCUUUUGGAGUCAACGUAAUAACAUUACGUUUUUGGACAAAUAUUGCUCCAGGGAAAAAACGGCUCAUUUCCGAUUAGGGAUUUAUAUACAAAUUUAUAUUUGAUAUCAGAAUUUGUAUAGCCAAAUUUAAUUUAAUUCAUUAAUAAUACUCAUUUAUUUAAAUGUUUUAUGAAAAAAUUCUACAAACACUAUAAUGUUAGUUGUCUAUUGACUUAUCCCAAUAAUCGGCUAAUGCGAUGCUGUUAUUCAGGCAUAAUUUCCGUCACCUAAUUAGCUGCAAUGGAAUAUUUUUUUGGCCACAUUUAAUAAUUAGUUAUUUUAUCUUUGUCUUAAAAAACAUUUUUUAAACAUCGAUGAUUAUAUAAAUUCACCUUUUUCCCCACAAUUUCACUUAUAAUCCAGAAAAAUUACAUUAAAAAUGUCAAGGUAUUUAACAAUGUAGAAUGAAUAAAAAUUAAGACAGACGAAAACUGCUUGUCCUAUUGUCAAUCAAUAAAAAAUGUUAAAAAAAUAAAUUGUUGAAAAUUAACUCAUUCAAAACCUUUUUUUGAGCAUACAAAUACGAAAAUAGAGAGAUACGAGAUGAGAAUAUCAGUAUAUAAAACUAUUUCUAGUUUCCAAAUACUGGAAAAGGACAACAGUUGUGAAUAUUACACUCAGUUCUUAAAGAACGAGUUUUUGAAGUUUACUUGUGACUGUUUUUUCAUCAACACUCAUUUUAACCUAAAUGUAACAAAAAAAAUAUGAAAUUUAAUCUCAUUCCAGUUUUAAAACCGUUUAAUAAUGCUACUUUUUUACCUUCUAAAAAGUGUCACUUUAUCAACAUUUUUGUACCAUACAUUGACUGUCAUAAAGUAAUAUUUUAUGCAGAAGAUAGAGCAAUAUUCUAAUUUAAUGAUACAAUGGUAGCCAAAAUAUUCUUUUAAUUUAUAGUCUUAGUUUUACUAUUAUUUAAUUUAAUAUCCUCUAGUGACUGAGAACCAGCAAAAGCUGAAAAAGGCAAAACCACCCUAUUUUAUUUAAUUUUGAACAUCUUUUAAAAACUGCAUUUAUGGACAUCUAUAUAGAAACUUUUUUUAAGUAAUUUGUAGGAAAUAUAGCCAAGCGUUUUAGUUCAGUCCUGUA
Molecule: messenger RNA, 3837 nt
Organism: Anoplophora glabripennis (Asian longhorned beetle)
Lineage: Eukaryota; Metazoa; Arthropoda; Insecta; Coleoptera; Cerambycidae
Product: putative methyltransferase C9orf114
Exons: 3
Coding region: 102-1307 (401 amino acids)
Source: RefSeq, a predicted model, not a curated record